CUUCGCCUUCAGUCGAGUUCCGUGCGCGAAACAGGCACUUUGCGGCGGACUACAUUCAACCGCAACGAUCACAUGUGCUCUCGUGACCUUUCUUGUGCGCGCUGCAGGAACGAGACUUUUUUCUGAAGGCCAAUGCGGUACCCUUCCGGACUAGCCGCGAAAAACCCGAAGAAUCAGUGUUUGACGUUUUGGUCCUUCGAGCCGGAUCAACCCAGUGGCGCCCCAGGAAAACCCUUCAGUGUCAGUGAAAGUGUUCAAGUGCCGUAACACCGGAUUAAUCCUGCGUCAGUGCGUAAAUCCGAAAAACGGAUCCUUGUUGUUCCUCGAACCACCGGCCAUGUUGCAUACCAGGUAAAGCGAGAUAGCUUUCGCGGCAUCGACGUGCGUGCCCGAGCGAGAGGGACUUAGUUCUCCAGAGGCUAAACGAGUUCGUGGACGGGGCGAAGAGGUGAGGAAUGCUAGAGAACCGCAGCAUCUAACAUAGACACACACACAUAUAAACACACACGUGUCGACCGAAAUGUCCGUCUAAUUUCGGCGAUUUCAUGGAGACUUCAACGUCCGGCCAAGCGACGAAAUUUGGAGAUACCGACGAUCGGUAAAGCGACGAACCGAGAGAGACUUUUCGUUGUUUGUUUAGAAAUGUUAUUGUUAUCGAGCUGAAAUGAACGUCAUGUGCGAAAUUUAUAGACUUCUAAUCGCUACGGGGUUCCUGCUGUUAGUCGGGGCUCAAGGACCUGGCCCUGGACCGGGCAAGAAACAUUUCAAUCGUGAACUGUCCCAUUAUGAUUACACACCUCAAAUGCAGUCUAGAGCUGUCGAUACCAGGGUUACUUUAGAAAUAGCAGAAGGCCAACCUAAAAAUACGAUAGUUGGACGAAUCCCACUAAAACCUGGAUUCACAUACCGUUUCAACGAACCUCCUAAAGAAUUUUCCCUUAAUUCCGUAACAGGGGAAAUCCGCACCAACGUAAUCCUGGACAGGGAAAGCUUAACAAACGAUAGAUAUGACCUAGUUGUCCUAUCAAGUCAGCCAACCUACCCCAUAGAAGUGAGGAUAGUAGUUACGGAUAUAAAUGACAAUGCUCCUCAAUUUCCAGAACCUGUCAUUGCUAUUUCGUUCUCUGAAAGUGCAGCAUCGGGAACACGUUUACUCCUAGAUGCUGCCACAGAUGAAGAUUCAGGAGUCAACGGUGUAAGCGAUGAUUACAGGAUAGUGGCUGGUAAUAAAGAUGAUAAAUUCAAACUGGUAGUAACAGCGAAUCCUUCAGGAGAUACAUCUUACCUCCACAUUGAAACCACUGGAAAAUUAGACAGAGAAACUCAGGGUUUUUACAUGUUGAACAUAUCUGCCAGAGAUGGUGGAAUACCAACCAGAUAUGGAUUCCUUCAAGUCAACAUAACAAUUCUGGAUGUCAACGAUAAUCCUCCUAUUUUUGCCCACAGCGAUUACAUCGUUUCUUUGAACGAAAGUGUCCCACCAGGAACUUGGGUGUUGUCGGUGAUGGCUACAGACAACGAUUUUGCAGAUAACGCUAAGAUAACCUACUAUUUAUCUGAUAUGGAAACUCAGUUUUCCGUGGACCCAGAAACUGGAAGCAUCUCCACCACAGAACUUCUAGAAUGUCCUCAGCAAAACUGUCCACAAGUGUCAACAAAGUCCGGUUCUUGCCCUAAAUCCUGCGUAUUCACCGUUUUUGCCAGGGACCACGGAACACCUCGACAAGUAGGCAGGACCUACGUAACCGUGAAUUUAUUGGAUGCUAAUGAUCACGAUCCAAUAAUAAAAUUCAGGUACUUCCCAGCCACUGCCGGUUUUGCCACUGUUGACGAAAAUGCAGGAAAUGGAUCAGUUGUUGCUGCUGUAUCUGUAGCCGAUCCCGACGAAGGACUAAACGGCGAAACAAUAGUCAGGAUCGUGUCAGGAAACGAGUUGAACCAUUUCAGACUAGACUACACUCCAAGCUUCGAUAUUGUCAGAGUUAAUGGCGUUUUGGACAGAGAAGAAAUAUCCAAAUAUAACUUGACUGUUGUAGCAACAGAUAAAGGUUCACCACCGAGAACAGCAACAGCUUUCUUGAUCAUCCACGUGAAUGACGUCAACGACCAUGAACCAGUGUUUGAAAAGACUGAAUAUUCUGCCAUAUUGAGUGAACUUGCACCUUCUGGUACUUACGUAGCAGGUAUCACAGCCUCAGAUGAAGAUUCAGGGGUGAACGCACAAAUAUUUUAUGCCUUUGUGUCCGGCAACGACCAACAAUGGUUCUCCAUAAAUCCUGAAUCAGGACUUAUCACUACCAGAACAGCGCUUGAUAGAGAGCUGCAAGGUGCGGUCGAACUGAACAUUUCAGCCAAAGACGGAGGUCCUAACCCUAAAUGGGCUUAUACCCAACUGAAAGUAACGAUCCUCGAUGAGAAUGAUGAGGCACCCCAAUUUUCCCAGAAUGUCAUCAACGCCAGUUUAUCAGAAAGUGAACCUGGGGGUAGUUUGGUGGCUAUGUUGACUGCUUCAGAUCACGAUCAAGGUACCAAUGGAAGCGUUAUCUACUCUUUACAUGGAUCAGUGACUCAAAGAUACCCAAAUACUUUCUCCUUGGAUACUCUUACUGGACAAUUAACGACAAUGAGACAGUUGGAUAGAGAAGAAAUCUCAUCGUUCAAGAUAUUGGUGGUUGCGAAAGAUCAAGGUAUCCCAUCUAAAUCCUCAACGGCAACAGUUUACUUGAAUGUUCUGGACGUAAACGAUAACAACCCUGAAUUUUAUCCUUCGAGAUAUUUUGCGGCAGUGUCUGAAGAUACAAAGAUUGGCGCGUCGUUGUUGAAAGUCACCGCAACAGAUCAAGAUGAAGGAGAGAAUGGCAAGGUGACGUACACCAUGGAAAGCGGAGAUAAGAAUUUGUUUCAUUUAGACCAGAUCACCGGCAUCGUAUCUCUCAGAGGAAACCUGAGGAGCUUCAGUAAGUCUAUUUAUAAGUUGAAAAUCUCCGCUAAGGACCACGGCGAAAAGAGUGCAAUAGAAAUGGCGACUGUUGAGAUCAUGAAAGAGGUGUACAUGGAGGAACUGCAUUUCGAUAAUUAUGGAGGUUACGAUUUUCAGAUUGUUGAGGAUAGUUUGGAUUAUAAGAAACGGAGUGUCGGUACUGUGCGUGUUAGGAACAGUCAUGCUAGUUAUUCCAUAAUGGACGGUGACCGUAAUAAAAAUUUCGCGAUAGACGAAAGAACUGGUGAAAUAACGACAGCGAAAAAGAUCGAUCGUGAACAGAUCUCUUCGUACAGCCUGACAAUAGUGGCCCACGAUGGACUAUCUUUCGGCAAAACGGUAGCCAACGUCGUGAUACUCGACCUCAACGAUAACAAACCAGUAUUCGUACGCGAUAACGAUGAAAUAAAAUUACCGGAAAAUCUGGCUGUCGGACAAGAAGUGUAUCUCGCACGUGCAAGGGACGUGGACGCUGGCAUCAACAGCAAAUUGACGUACAGUUUGGGAUUCAACUCGGACAAUCAGUUCAGGAUAUCGGAAGCCACUGGUGUUAUAUACUUGAGCCGACCCAUUAGGGCCGAACCUGGAACGGUACUUCUGGUGGAGGUCAUGGCCACCGACGGCGCCGACCAGCCUCUGUCUUCCAAACACACCAUUUCUAUCGUCAUCGAAGACGUGAACGAUCACACUCCCGUUUUCGAUCACACCUCCUACGAGACUUCCUUGUUGGAAUCUACGCCAGUUAAUGAGAGGUUCUUCGCAUUGGCAGCCACUGAUGACGAUUUAGGCCUCAACGCACACAUUUCUUACGAAAUAACAGAAGGAAACGCAGAAGGAAAAUUCGGAGUCUUCCCCGACGGGUUCCUCUACGUCCGCCGUCCUUUGGAUCGCGAAGAACGCGACUAUUUCUCCUUGACAGUCACCGCCAAGGAUUCAGGUAACCCUCCGAGGUCCUCAGUGGUUCCAGUCGUCAUCCACGUGAUCGACGAAAACGACAAUCCCCCAAAAUUCACCAAUUCCACCUUCGUUUUCAACAUCCCCGAAAACGAACCACCGGAUUCGUUUGUGGGAAAAUUGACGGCCACCGAUAAGGACAUAGGAAGAAACGCAGAGCUCAUUUUUUCACUAUCUUCCACCCAAAAUGGCUUUUCAAUCGAUCCCAAGAAUGGUUUCAUUAAAACCCUCCAUGUAUUCGAUAGAGAAAACCUGGUUCAAACUACCGGACAGAAUUACAUAACUAUAGAGGCAAUGGUGACGGAUAACGGAAACCCAAAGAUGAAGGACAAAGUGAAAGUGAACAUAUUCGUGACAGAUGUUAACGACAAUCCACCGAAAUUCUUGAGAACACCGUAUAAAGUACAAAUUUCCGAAGGAUCUCCUUUAGGUACUCAAGUUGUCAGGAUAUAUACCACAGAUUCCGACGAAGGACUCAACGGUGACGUUUUCUACACCAUUAGUGAAGGUAACGAAGAUGGCAAAUUUGCAGUGGAUGAGGCUACAGGCCAAAUCACCUUAGCCAAACCGUUAGAUCGUGAAACCAAAUCGGAAUAUCAUCUAAUAUUGAUAGCACACGAUGCUGGUAUCAAUAUACAGUUGAGUUCUUCCACCACAGUGUACGUAGAAGUCCUAGAUGAGAAUGAUAAUGCACCUGAAUUCACACAGACAAGUUCGAGAAUCUCCAUUAUUGAAACAACACCUGUUGGAACGGAACUCAUUCAGUUUAGAGCUAGUGAUGCCGAUUUGGGAGUGAAUAGUGAAGUGACUUUCUCUAUAAGUGCUGGUAAUAGAAAAGAUACGUAUCACAUAGAUCCUAUAACUGGAAUAUUAUACUUGCACAAAGCUUUAGACUAUGAAGAAUUGGACAAUUAUCUAUUGAAUAUAACAGCUUCUGACAAUGGUAAUCCAAAACUGUAUACCACGAUCUUGUUUUCGGUAGCUAUAGAAGAUGCUAAUGAUAAUCCACCAUCUUUCCCAAACACUGCUAUAGUGAGGCAGAUAAGAGAAGGUAUUCCAGUCCACACACCUAUAGUGACAGUUACAGCAGACGAUCCAGACUAUGGUAUCAACGGAAAAAUAACCUAUUCUAUCUACCAGCAAGAACCUGAAGACAACAGAAGACACUUUGGUAUAAAUCCUGUUACCGGAGUAAUCCAUACACUCCUUCCCAUAGACAGGGAAACCAUAGACACGUUCCGUUUGACAGUCAAAGCCACAGAUCAAGCCCAACCAGAAUCAUCGAGGUUAUCAGCAGAAAAGUUAGUUACAGUGAUAGUAGAAGAUGUCAACGAUAACGCACCAGUUUUCGUCUCGAUGAACUCUGCAGUGUUACCACACUAUGAUAUGAAAUUCGAAAACGGAGGAGCUUUGAUCAUGAAUGUAUUCGCUAGAGACUUGGACUCUUCUACAAACGGUUUGGUGACUUAUGAAUUGAUAAGUGGCAACACUGAUCUUUUCCAGUUGGAUCAAAGCUUCGGCACUUUGAAAUUGCGCAGACCCAUUCCAAAUCCCCAGCCUACUUACAAAUUGUCCGUAAAAGCCACAGACGAAGCUGUGCAAAGUGAAAGAAAAUCCACAGAGGCUUAUUUGACAGUGAUUUGUUCUAAGGAAGAUGGUGUUGGACCAAAAUUCGACGAGAUGGCGUUCAGAGGAAGUGUUUACGAGAAUGAACCGGCUGGCACGAGUAUAUUGAGUGUUAAAGCGCGAUUUGGCGAUAACGACAUAGAAUAUUACGUGACGAAUGUGACAGGUGGUGGUGUGCAGGUUGAUCGGUUGUUUGACAUUGACGUUAAGUUGGGGGUGGUGUCAACUGCGACCGUUUUGGACAGGGAGGCUGGUGUUGAUGUCUACCAGAUCGAGGUUUAUGCUAUUGCGACUGGAGGUAGACCCAGGACGUCAAAAACAAAGGUUCAGAUAACGGUCUUGGAUAAAAAUGACAGCCCGCCAUCUUUCAAGGACCUGCCAAUGCACUAUACGGUAUCCGAAGAUCUUGGUCCUGGACAGAGUGUGGCAACGGUCAAAGCGGAUGAUCCAGAUUCUAUAGGGGAAUUAAGAUAUACGAUCAUUAAAGGGAAUGAUGGGCAUUUCGCUAUAGACGAGGAGUCUGGAGUGGUGCAAUUGGUCGAAGCACUGGACAGAGAAACGAAGGAUGUGUACAAGUUGAUCGUUAGGGCUGGGGAUGGUAACCAGUUCACCGAUGCCACAGUGACCAUAGAGGUUACCGAUACAAAUGACAACCCACCGGUGUUCCUAGAAAGCGUCUAUUCCUUCGACAUACCAGAAAAUGCGAUCCGUGGCUCCAAAUUGGGACAAGUCCAAGCUGUAGACCCUGACCUCGGGAUCAACUCUCAGCUCACCUACACAGUGAUCAGCGAUUGGGCCAACGAUGUCUUCUCCCUCAACCCUCAGAGUGGUAUCUUCACUCUGACCUCAAGACUUGACUACGAAGAGGUGCAACAUUAUAUCCUCGUGGUUCAGGCUCAAGAUGCUGGUUAUCCUUCCUUGUCUAGUACGUUGACAGUUUACUGCAAUGUGAUAGAUUUGAAUGACAAUGCUCCAGUUUUUGAUCCAAUGUCCUACAGCAAGGAGAUCUAUGAGAACGCCUCCAUCUCUUCUGCAGUCCUUACCGUCAGUGCUACAGACUCUGAUUCUGGAAAUAACGGACGAAUAGUGUACUCGAUAACAGCCGGAGAUGACAAAGGAGAUUUUAAAAUAUUGCCCAGCGGCGAAAUUUUGGUUAACAAGAAUUUGGAUCGUGAAGAACAGGCUCUCUACAAUCUGGUAGUUACUGCUACUGAUCAGGCUUCUGAUCCCCAAGAGCGACUAUCUUCAACUGUACAGGUAACAAUCACACUGAGAGACGUCAACGACAUGUCACCGGUCUUCAUAACACCAAACGAGACAACGGUAGCCGAAAACAUACCCUUCAACACCGUGGUGAUGGCGAUCAAAGCUAUAGAUAAAGACGAAGGAAGGAACGGCUACAUUGAGUACUCCCUUGUCAACGAUCCCCAAACCAACGGCAUAUUUUCCCUAGGGUCCGUGGACGGACUCCUGAGGGUUUCCGGUAACAUCGACAGGGAAAUCCGGAGCAACUAUACCCUUCUGGUGAGGGCAAGGGAUAGGGGUGAACCUCCAAAAGCCACCCAGAUGAAGCUUUUUGUGAAGGUUUUGGACGAGAAUGACAACAGUCCCAUUUUUGAUCCGAAACAGUAUAGCGCCUCCAAACCUGAGAAUGCCUCUAUUGGAACUAGUGUACUACAGGUAUCAGCAACAGACGUCGACGAGGGUCUCAACGGCCGCGUUCGAUACUCAAUAGUCUCCGGCGAUACCAACAGGGACUUCAACAUAGCCGAAGACACCGGAGUCAUCAGAGUGGCCAAGAACCUCAACUUCGAGAGGAAAUCUCGCUACCUCCUCACCGUCAAGGCGGAGGAUUGUGCAGGUGACAUCAACGGAGACGUGGUACGUUCCGAUGUGGCUGAAGUGUCCAUCUCCAUCUCUGACAUCAACGACAACCCUCCUACCUUCUUGGACUCCCCUUACCUGGCCUACGUGAUGGAGAACACUAUACCACCGAAUGGAGGUUAUGUAAUAACUGUUAAGGCUUAUGAUGCUGACACCCUGCCCUUCAAUUCUUUGGUGAAAUACUUCAUAAAGGAGGGAGAUACUGAUAUAUUCAGGAUAAAUGCGUCUACUGGGGAAAUCUCUCUACUCAGGGCUUUGGAUAGGGAGUUGCAAGCGGAGUACACAUUGUCUUUAGUAGCUAUGGAUACUGGUUCGCCACCAUUGACUGGAACUGGCAUCGUCAAAAUCAUCGUGCAGGACGUCAACGAUCACAGUCCCGAAUUCAAGAGGAAAUCUUACCACGCCACCAUUUCCGAGAAUUCACCCAUUGGGUCCUGGGUACUUACUCCAUCUGCAAUCGACAAAGACGCUGAUUUGAAUGCAAAAAUCAAGUAUUCGCUGAUUGGGGAUAAAGCUGAGAAAUUUUCGCUCAACCAAGACACUGGAGUCAUCACCACCGCUCAAGUAUUAGAUAGAGAAGAAAGUAGUUCGUAUUUCCUCACCCUGGUGGCCCAAGAUUGCUCAACGACAGAUCCCAAAGCUGCUGCUGUGAACCUGACCAUUACUGUACUCGAUGAAAACGACAACUCGCCUUCAUUCACAUCUUCUGAGUACGAAAUCUACAUCUCGGACAAGACAAGGAAGAACCAAUUCGUUUUCGGUGCCAAAGCGACUGAUCAUGAUAGUGGGGAGAAUGGAAAAAUUACCUAUUCUUUAGUCGGUCAACACUCCUCAAACUUCAACAUCAAUCCCAAAACAGGAGUCAUCAGAGCCUCACAUGACCUUAACCAGGCCCCCAACAAGGUCUUCCACCUUGAAAUAGAAGCUGAGGACGGUGGAAAAACAAGUAGAAAGACCAGCGCUGAGCUCAAAGUGUUUCUCAAACCAGAUCAUUUGUUCCCAAGAUUUUUACCGAGCUCUAAAACUAAAUUUAUGCUUCCUGAAAACGUGCACGAAGGGGAAAUUAUUGAAAAGUUCGAAGCCACAUCCCCGAAGAAAGGUGCUGUUGGUUCCAUAAAAUACGCUAUAGCUGGAGGCAACAUUGACGAUGCACUUGAAAUCGAUAAAACGACUGGAGAGGUUCAAGUAGCUGAGAAAGGUUUAGAUUAUGAGAGUUUUCCUCUAUACGACGUAUGGAUAGAAGCCAGAGAUUCAGAUAAUCCCCCACUGAGAAGUGUUUUACAACUUACCAUCAACGUCACUGACACCAACGACAACGCCCCAGUCUUCAGCACACCCCUCUAUAAUGCAACUGUCUUAGAAUCCGAAGCUCCACCACUUCUCGUGAUGAAAGUCACCGCCACUGACUUAGAUUCUGGUAUGAACGGACAAGUCAGUUACAAACUACUUGAAACUUUCGAAGACACUUUCGAAAUCGAUUCUGAAACUGGAGAAAUUUAUACAAACACAAAACUAGACAGAGAAGACAUUCCACACUACGAACUACCAGUAGCAGCAGUUGAUCAUGGUACCCAUCGUUUGACUGGUACUGCCACCGUUUUGGUCACUGUAUUGGAUGUCAAUGACAGUCCACCAGUCUUCACGAGAUUGUUCAGUGUCAACGUUACUGAGAACGCUGAAAUUGGCUCCUUCGUCAUAAGAGUUACAAGUUCUGACCAAGACAUAGGUGAAAAUGCGAAUGCAACUUAUAGAUUCACUGAAAACCCUGGAGGAAAAUUCAAAAUAGAUUCUGUUAGUGGAAACGUCACUGUAGCAGGUCAUUUGGAUAGGGAACAGCAAGAUGAGUAUCUGCUGAAGGUAGCUGCAGCCGAUGGAGCAUGGAAUAGUGAAACACCAUUGACUAUAACCAUCCAAGAUCAAAAUGAUAAUGCCCCAGAAUUCGAACAUUCAUUCUACAGCUUCAAUUUCCCUGAGCUCCAGAGAGAUAUAGUAUUUGUUGGUCAAGUUAUCGCAACUGAUAGAGACAAACAAGGACCCAAUUCUGUCAUAAGCUAUUCCACCCAACAACCAUCCGAACUAUUCACUGUAGACCCAGCAAGCGGUGAAAUAUUUAGCAAGAGAUCAUUGAAGUACAAAUAUACACAAUUCGAGAAUUCGCCAGAAAAUAUGUAUUCCCUAACUAUUCUUGCUAUAGACAAUGGCAAACCUCCAAUGUCCUCGGAAUGUCUUGUAACUAUCAACGUUGUCGACUCCAAUAACAACGCUCCUAAAUUCCUCCAAAAAGAAUAUCUAUCACCAGUACCAGAAGACGCUUCACCAGGCCAACAACUUCUGAAAGUAACCGCCAAAGAUGAAAAAGACGUUGGAGUUAAUGCUGAAAUCGAAUAUCUCCUAAUCAGUGGAAAUGGUAGUCAGUACUUCUUUGUCGAUGAGAGAACUGGUUGGAUCAGUGUGAAGGAAAGAGUUGGACAAGUCGGAUCUGUAUAUAAUCUAGUAGUAAGAGCAAUGGAUAAAGGAGUUCCUCCUCAACAUGAUGAUGUCUCCGUUAUACUUAUAAUCUCUGGUGAAAAUAUAUUCAGUCCUGUUUUCACAGCGCUCAGUUACCAAGUCAUCGUUCCAGAAAAUGAACCACUUGGAUCUACCAUACUAACUGUGAAUGCUAAAGAUAAUGAUCCAGGGCCCAAUGGAAUAAUGAGAUACAGAAUAUCAGCCGGUAAUGAGAACAAAAUCUUCGAAAUUGAUGAAGUUAGCGGAGCUGUAACAAUUCAGCAACCAUUGGACUACGAUACAAUAUCAGAAUACAGACUCAACAUAACUGCCAGCGAUCUGGGGUACAAACCUCAUGAAACCACAGCUACCCUGACUGUCAUCUUAACUGACAUCAAUGAUAAUGCUCCUGUCUUCAAUCAAACUUCCUUCGAUGCCUUUAUUUUCGAAAACCUACCACCAGGUACCUUCGUCUGUCAACUUAUAGCAAAAGAUAUAGAUUCACCUAAGAACUCCAUCAUUCAAUAUUCAAUAUCUGGAGGUUCAGGAAAAGAGUAUUUCAACAUAGAUUCAAAAUCGGGAGUUAUUACCUCUACAAAUAGUUUUGAUUACGAAGACAGAAAUUUGUUCAUUUUGAAUAUCAUUGCCAAUAAUCCCGACUCUACAAUGUUUGGAGUCACACAAGUCAACGUUCAAGUUACAGGUGUGAAUGAAUACUUUCCACGAUUCAUACAACCCGUAUUUCAGUUCGAAGUAUCCGAAUCUACAGAAGUUGGUACUAUUAUUGGAACUAUCCAAGCCACUGAUCAGGAUGCUGGGGAAGAUGGCAAGGUUUACUAUCUCUUCGUUGGCUCAAGCAACGACCGUGGCUUUGCCAUUAACUCAGAAACUGGAGCUAUAAGUGUAGCGAGAAAUUUGGAUAGAGAGACCCAGAACCGAAUUGUAUUGACAGUCAUGGCUAAAAAUUCAGGAGGUAUUCGAGGUAACGACACUGAUGAAGCACAAGUAAUCGUAACGGUGCAAGAUGGCAAUGAUCCACCUGAAUUCGUUCAUAACUUAUACGAAGCGCAUGUAUCUGAAGGAGCUCUACUUGGCACUGAUGUGAUCACAGUCAAAGCAGUAGAUAAAGACGUCAGACCCCAGAACAAUCAAUUUGGAUACUCAAUAAUUGGAGGUAACAUUGACCAUGUUUUCAAAAUUGAUCCGCAGAGUGGUGAGAUUCAAACUGCAAGAGCUUUGGACCGUGAAACAAUCGAAAUGUAUUCUAUUAUUGUUGGAGCUAUCGACACAGGGUUGCCACCUGAAACUGGAACAGCAACUGUUAAAAUCCACAUAACCGAUAUCAACGAUAACGGUCCAGUAUUCGAUGCUCCUCAAGUUGGUUAUGUGAUGGAAAAUGAACCUGCUGGCACUAAAGUGAUGACUUUAUCCGCCAAAGAUCCAGACUUGCCACCAAAUGGUGCACCUUUCACCUACGUCCUAGUUGGUGGAGAGCAUAAAGACUUGGUUAAAGUUGAUAAGCAUACUGGUAUUGUUACCACCCGGAAAUAUUUGGAUAGAGAACAAAUUCCUGAAUUGAAUAUUGUUGUUGAAGUUGAAGACAGUGGAAUACCUAAAAUGAAAUCCCAGCAUAAUGUCAAAAUCAUUGUUUUAGACCAAAAUGACAGUCCUUCAAUGCCAAGAUCAGUACAUGUAAUUGUUUACGCCUUCAAUGAUCAUUUUCCUUUGGGUAAAAUAGCCGAUAUACACCCUAAUGAUCCCGAUACAACUGGAGAUUACAAAUGUAAGAUAAUACAAAAAUCGAGUUCUUCUUCCAUGUUAUCAAUCCCACAUGCUUGUGACCUACAUACAUCUAUGAUCACACCAAACGAAGGAUAUUCUCUUUCUGUAUCAGGAAAUGACGGCAAACAUCAAGAUGUAAAAUCAUCAGUUACAGUAGAAUUCUUAACUUUCACAAACAUGACCAUUCAAAAUUCAAUUACUGUAAGAAUAUCAAAUAUGACUUCCAAAUAUUUCCUUCAGCAUGUAUACAGGGGUAUGUUAGAAUUCUUCAAAGACAAUUUGGAGUAUGGAGAAGCCUUACUAGUUUUCGGAUUGCAUGAAGUUGAAAAAGAUGUUGAAAUCACUAUUGCCAUAAGAAAAGAUUCAGGUUACAGAGACAAAAACUACGUAAAAGAAAAAUUAAAGCAUAAAAGAAGUAGCUUUCAAGGUAACUUUAACCUCCAUGAUUUUAUCAUUGAUUACUCUCCCUGCGAAGAAGAUAUAUGCGAAAAUGGUGGUAUAUGCACACACCAAAUAAAUGUUAAAAGAAAAACUGAAAUCACAGACACACAAAACAUUAUUUUUACCUCCCCUCUUAUUUCACAUGAUAGGAAGUGCGAAUGUGCAACUGGAUUCACUGGUGAGAAUUGUGGAAAGAGACAAGACCCUUGUUCACCUAACCCUUGCAAGAACAAAGGCCAAUGUAGAAAACAAGGCUUCAACUUCCAAUGUAUAUGCCCACCGCAUAAAGAUGGAAAAUUGUGUGAACUCGAGAAAGGCGACGUUUGCUCCGAAAAUCCUUGCAGAAAUGGUGGAUCCUGUCGCGAAAGUCCAGAUGGUUCAUCCUUCUUUUGUCUCUGCAGACCUGGUUACCGCGGAAAUCAAUGUGAAGCCUUGGCAGACUCUUGCAGACCAAAUCCUUGCUUGCAUGGCGGCCUUUGCAUUGGUUUGAAACCGGGGUAUAAGUGUAGUUGCACUGAUGGCAGAUAUGGAAGGCAUUGUGAAAAAUCAACAUUUGGGUUCCAAGACUUAUCCUACAUGACUUUCCCAUCUUUAGACGCAGCAACUAACGAUAUAUCAUUCAUUUUUGCUACGAGUAAAGUCAAUUCUCUUCUUAUUUACAACUAUGGAAUCCAGACUGGAGGAAGGAGUGACUUCGUUGCUCUGGAGUUACUUGAUGGAAAAGCAGUGUUUUCAUUUGGAGGUGCCAGGACAGCCAUCACAUCUAUAAAUGUAAAGGGAAAAGGAGGCAACCUGGCUGAUGGUAAUUGGCAUAAAAUUACGGCCACAAGAAACGGCAGAGUUGUUUCAUUGAGCGUCAGCUCCUGCAACGAACAUGGUGAUGUAUGUGAAGACUGCAGAGCUGGAGACUCUUCGUGCUAUGCGGAUGAUAUUGGACCUGCUGGGACCCUGAACUUCAACAACAACCCUCUACUGGUAGGAGGCCUGGAUAAAGCAGAUCCAAUCUUAGAAAGACCAGGCCAAGUGCACUCUGAUGAUUUCGUCGGUUGUGUCCAUAGCAUAUCAGUGAACGGACGUCUUUUGAACCUCAGCAACCCAAUCCAUUCUGAAAACGUGAAGAACAACUGCGCCAGAAAGGGAUCCUGCACCAAGAUAUCAGAAAAUCAUUGCUAUGGACACGGAACAUGCUUGGACAGAUGGAAUACCAUAAGCUGCAAGUGUGAUGGGGGACUCAUAGCACCAAAUUGUGGAGCAGCUCUCCUUCCAAUAACUGUGACUGGCGGAGGAUAUGUUGAGUUUGUGCCUUCUGAAGUGCAUAAACGUAUGCAGCUUUUGGAAACCUUCUACAAGGGCUCUACUAUUUGGACUGACUCCCAUCAAAGAAGAGCACGGUCUCUGUCUUCGACUCUAACUUCUACCACGAGUAACCAUAUUUCCAAAGCGAUAAGUUUCAUGUUCAGAACUGUAGAGUUGAACGGUGUUCUUUUCUAUGUGACAAGCAAUAAAUACUUCACUUCCUUGGAAAUAAUAGAUGGCCAGAUCACCUACAUGAGUAAACUUUCCAGCACAGUAAACAUGACUGCAUCUCAUCAGAAAGUCAAUGAUGGCGUUUGGCACAAUCUGACCCUCCGUUCUCAAGGUAGAGUACUAGAACUGUUUCUCGAUGGUUCAAGAAUUGCUGAAGAAUUAGAUUCAGCUGGAGUUCACGAUUUUCUCGAUCCAUAUAUAACCUAUAUUUCUCUGGGAGGAGUAAGAAGAAACAUGUAUUAUGUGAAAGACACACCACCGAAUUCUCUCGAAGGUUGUUUCGCCAAUUUCUCCAUCAACAACGAAGUCCAAUCUUUCACUACACCGGGAAGUAUUUUCCAAGAAAUAAGAAUGAUUGGUAAAGUAACACACGAUUGCAAAGGACUUAUCGGAGUUGGAACUGCCAAACAAACAAAUCCAUUAAGUAUUGGAAUCACAUUGGUGAUAGUUUUCUUCGUAGUUUUACUUAUUGCCAUAUUGGUGUCAUUUGUAGUAUUCAGAUUGAGGAAGCAGCAUAAAGAAAAGAAUGGAAGUCCAGGCAGUCCUUCUGGUAUUCAUAGCAAGCAAAAUGGCAAUAGUGCUUCCAUGGGUAUCAGUUUGAACUCAAUUGGUGAUAGUAUCCUUGGCAGAAAUAUGCAUUCUAAUGAUAAUUCCAUGGGUUACCAUAACGAAACUAGUGACGUUAUUCGGGGAAUUGGUGGACAUCCUCUAGCAGGCCCUGAGUUGCUGUCAAAGAAGUAUAAAGAGAGAGAAUUGAACGCUGGAGAACUGCCUAGACCUCAAAGACCGGAUAUUAUAGAACGAGAGGUUGUCAGUAAAAGUCCACCAAUGAGAGAUGAACAUCAUCCACCACUGCCACCUACAUCUAACCACAAUCAUGAUCACUCCAAUGAUUUGAACUCAGAAAUGCCUGAACAUUAUGAUUUAGAAAAUGCUAGUUCUAUUGCACCAUCUGAUAUAGACAUUGUAUACCAUUAUAAAGGAUACAGGGAAGCUGCUGGUGUUAGAAAGUACAAGGCGACACCCCCCGGAAUCGGUGGCUACCACCACAAGCAUUCCUCAGCUCAAGGACAAGCACAACAUCGACACUCUCCCCACCAUCCCGGUGGCUUUCCUCCAAGGGCUCCACCAGUAACCAGCCCAUCAUCGAGGCCCCACCAAACCACUCCCCUCGCCAGACUUAGCCCCAGUAGUGAAAUGAGUGCGGCUCAGCAUCCGAGAAUAUUGACAUUACACGAUAUCAGUGGUAAACCUCUUCAAAGUGCCUUAUUAGCGACUACCUCGAGUUCGGGUGGGGUAGGUAAAGACGCUCUCAAUAGUAAUAGUGAACGUAGUUUGAACAGUCCUGUGAUGUCCCAGUUGAGCGGACAAAGUUCGGGAAGUCGAAAAAACCAAGUGCCACCACCAGUGUCGAACCCUUCUUCGGGUAUGACGCUAACUUCGGAAGAGUUAGAAAGACUGAAUAGUAGACCGCGCAACUCAAGCCUAGUCUCGACUUUGGAUGCAGUUUCCAGCUCCAGCGAAGCUCCUAGAGUCAAUGUAAACGCUCAUUUGAAUCAUCUGAGGCGUUCCCCUGUACCAGAAACACACCAUAGUUCGACCACCACUGACGAGAGUGGUAACGACAGUUUCACCUGUUCAGAGAUAGAAUAUGAUAAUAGCAGUAUUACAGGUGACAAAUAUAAGCCUAGUGAGCCUGAACCUAGACGUAAUAAUUCUAGUUCUAGUAGUAACAAAAACAAUGCACUACCUCCCUCCUAUGAUGGUUUCGAUUCCUCCUACAGAGGCUCGAUGAGUACCCUUGUGCCCUCAGACGAUGAGAUGGGAAAUGGUCAGAUGUACAGGCCUUCCACAGGGUCACCAUCUACGGCCACCCUUGGGUGGGACUAUUUUUUAAACUGGGGUCCUAAUUUCGACAGUUUAGCUGGGGUAUUCAAAGAUAUCGCUGAAAUGCCGGAAUCUGUGAAUGGACGUGUACCUUCAUCUUUACGAUUAGCGAACGCUCCAAAGCCCUCUGAAGAAUAUGUAUAGUAAAUAUUUUGCAAUAGACUGGAAACAAAUUUUCGAAGCCUUGUAUCAAGGUGUUUUGUAAUUUCUUGCCAUAUUAUGUGUAAUUUUUGUUGUAAAAACUGCUGUGACUUUUUUAAAUUGUAUAUAUUUAGUAUUUAAUAGACUUUGUAAUUGAAUUUUAAUUAAUUGAAUAAAAACUAACU
Harmonia axyridis is the source of this 15894-nucleotide messenger RNA. RefSeq names its product cadherin-related tumor suppressor (gene ft). The coding region runs from base 665 to 15712 and encodes 5015 amino acids. Gene Ontology annotation, molecular function: calcium ion binding; cadherin binding. The record is from RefSeq and is a predicted model, not a curated record. Gene Ontology annotation, biological process: homophilic cell-cell adhesion. The transcript has 9 exons. Gene Ontology annotation, cellular component: catenin complex; plasma membrane. Lineage: Eukaryota; Metazoa; Arthropoda; Insecta; Coleoptera; Coccinellidae.